Molecule: messenger RNA, 1317 nt
Organism: Phytophthora infestans T30-4
Lineage: Eukaryota; Oomycota; Peronosporomycetes; Peronosporales; Peronosporaceae
Exons: 4
Coding region: 1-1203 (400 amino acids)
Source: RefSeq, a predicted model, not a curated record
AUGCGCUCUGCAUCGACGUGCUCGAGUUGCGGUGGCUUUCUGCAGGACGCACACUCGCCGUAUGAAAGCCCUCACGCCAACGCACCCUUUUUGCGUGUGCUCUUCUUCGAGGAUAAGAGCACUAGGCGCGUGGACAGACACCGUGGCUGCCGCUCCUUUCCCUGCCUCGUGUGGGUACCGACGUACAGCGUUUGCCUCACACAUGGCGCCGCUAAGCAGGCACUCAGCAUUCGUACCCCACCCACUUCCGCUUCACAAGCAAUGUUCGAUCCGCGCCUCUGUUCACCUAAUUCGCCAGUUGACUCCGCCAUGUUCCCGCCAGUGUACAACCGCUCGACGUCGUCGUCGUCGACGGCCUCCAUGUCCUCGUGUCCGGGCGACGCCAGCACGGCCCCGUUGCCAAUGAACAAUGCCCAUAGCAGCGACUUUGUAAAGCCCAUGACGCCCAGCAUUAAGCAGGAGCUCGAGCCCUUCGAGUUCCGUCCGAACCCGCGCUCGAACCCGACGCCUCGGUCUCAGAACGGCACUUCUCUCAGCUCGGUGUUCGGGGACCAAGACCUCAUCGACGCCAUCAUGUAUAGUCUCAACACAGAGCAGCACAAUCACAAUGCAAAUGCCGUCGCAAUCCCGGCCUUCAGUCCGGUGUUCGCCAUGCCGAGACGCGUCCUCCAACAGGUUCAGAUUCCACAGCCGACGUCCUUUACGGCGUUGAUGCAACAGCGUCCUAUCGGCAUGCCUAUGCCGGACGGUCGUGUCCAGCCGACCAUGGCCGGCCCGUGUCUGCGCAAACCCGGCACGUUCCUAAACAAGGAUGGUCGUUGGAUCAAGGGCAAGCCCUGCCGAAUGGAAGGCUGUGACAAGCGUGCGCAGUCCAACGGACUGUGCAAAGGUCACGGCGGCGGCGCGCGCUGCAGCUUCGAUGGCUGCAGCAAAAGUUCGCAGGGUGGAGGCUUCUGCCGCGCCCACGGCGGUGGCAAGCGGUGUAUGCACGAAGGGUGCGAGAAGGGCACGCAACGUAAUGGCUUUUGCUAUUUGCACGGCGGCGUACGGCCCUGCAGCGUCGAAGGCUGCGAUAAGAAAGACCGCGGCAACGGCAAGUGCUUUUCCCACGGCGGUGGUCGCAAAUGCCAGGCCCACAUGUGCUUCAACACGAUCCGACGGGGUGCCUUCUGCGAUCUGCAUAAUGGCAAGCUCGCCAAUUGAAGAGAGGGCGACCUCUUCGGAUGAGCCCGCCACGCACAUUUUAAGUUAAGAACCCGGAGAUUGUGUAGCAAGACGUGGCGUGUUCAUGAUCAUAUAAACCCUCUCAUUAUACAU